UUUCUUGGUCUCUCAAUCUCUUUCUUUUUAUUUUCCUGCAAAAUCUCUACUUUUCUUUCCCUCUUUCAAAUCUAUUUUCUCUUUCAUUUCCCCCUCUUUUCUCUCUCCCUCUCUACCUCACAAAAAUUAGUAUCCAAGGACCCUUUUCUCUUAUUCCCUCUACUCUUGCUUGUUUGCUUCAUUUUCACUAGAAAAAACUUUUUCUUGUUUGCUGAUUUCAAUUAAAUGAUGGGGUUUUCAAAGAAGGCACAAGUGGAUUCUGGUUUAGACUCGAAAGGGAAAAAAUGGGUAAUUGCUGGAAUUGCAAUUAGGACUUCACUGAAGCCGAUAAGCAUGAAACCAAGGGGAAAAGGCAGUGAUGAUGGUGAUGAUGAAGAGGAGUGUUCUACAACCCCAAUUGCCAAAGAAGCUAGAAUACCGGAGAGGUUGCACUGUCCACCGGCUCCAAGGAAGCGGCGGCCUUCUUCGAGGUGCAACUACAAUGAUACUAGGGAGUUCUUUACUCCUCCUGAUUUGGAAUCGGUAUUUAAGUGCCAUGUUGAGAAGGCAAAUUGAGAGAGGCUUACAAUGAUUAGGCCUAAAAGAAGGGUUGAAUUAGAGCUUAGAGAUUUUGUAGCAUUUUCUCUAUUUAUCUUCCUUUCUUUUCCCCCUUUUACUAUUAAUAGUAAUUUUUAUCUCUAUUUUUAUGUUUUGGUAGUGAUUAGUGAUUAGGAGCUGAAGUUGUACAAAGAUAUGAUAUUUUAUGAAAUGACUAGUGUACUUUGGUU
Messenger RNA from Hevea brasiliensis (rubber tree), 767 nucleotides. RefSeq names its product cyclin-dependent protein kinase inhibitor SMR6. The coding region runs from base 226 to 555 and encodes 109 amino acids. Gene Ontology annotation, biological process: regulation of DNA endoreduplication. The transcript has a single exon. NCBI's taxonomy places the organism in Eukaryota, Viridiplantae, Streptophyta, Magnoliopsida, Malpighiales, Euphorbiaceae. The record is from RefSeq and is a predicted model, not a curated record.